Knipowitschia caucasica is the source of this 1434-nucleotide messenger RNA. Lineage: Eukaryota; Metazoa; Chordata; Actinopteri; Gobiiformes; Gobiidae. The record is from the annotation of a GenBank genome assembly.
AUGAUGGUGAAUUUUCAGCCCAUCGGUUUUAAGUUGUUGAAAAGGCUCUUCCUGUCCUUUAGUCUUCUCUGCCUGGUCAGUAUUCUGAUGCUCCGACGUGGCCACUGGAGCUGGUCGAGGGAGCAUGGGGAGGAGCAGACCUGCUCCGUGCAAUUCUCCAACAAGUCAAGGCCAAAACACACCAACAUAGUUUUCCUCAAGACGCACAAAACCGCAAGUUCCACGAUGCAGAACAUACUUUUCCGGUUUGCUGAGCGUCACAACCUCACCGUGGCUUUACCAAAGAAUGGUGACUCCCAGUUUGCGUAUCCAAACUUUUUUAAUGUCAAAUCAGUUCAACUGGAGACAACACCCCCCAACAUCAUCACAAACCACAUGCGGUUCAACAAGGAAGAGCUGGACAAGCUGAUGCCUCCGGACACAGUGUACAUCACCACCAUGAGAGAGACAAGUGCCAUGUUUGAAUCCUUGUUCGUCUACUGCUAUGUAUCCUCUGCCAGCAUUCGCAGGGUUCCUAAUGAGUCGAUCGAAGCUUUCUUGGACGAUCCAUUCAAAUAUUAUCGGCCUUUGGAAGCGCAUUCUAUGUAUGUACGAAACUGCGUGACCUAUGACCUGGGCGGGAACAAGGAUAGCACCGAAGUGGACUACGCGCAACAAUUAGCAGCCAAAGUAGAGAAAACAUUUUCACUGGUCAUGAUUUCCGAUUACUUUGAUGAAUCGCUCAUCUUGCUGCGUCACCUCCUCAACUGGGACUUGGAGGAUAUUGUUUACUUCAAAGCCAACAUGAGAUCGGAGAAAGCAAAGAAGACCAUCACACCAGAGCUGUCAGACAAAAUCAGGGCCUGGAAUUACAUCGAUUCUUAUCUUUUCGACCACUUCAACGCUUCCUUAUGGCGUCAGCUCAAGGCCAUAGGGCUGGACUGCGUUGCCAGAGAAGUGCAGUUGUUACGACAAGCUCAGGAAAAACUCUCAAUGACCUGUUUUGGGGAGAAGACAUCGAGACUUAACUCUGCCGCUAAGAUCAAAAACAGGGCUUUGAAGCCAUGGCAGCCAGGAAAUGUGGAAAUAGUUGGUUAUGAACUUUCUCCAGAUCUGAGCGCAGAGAACCAGACACUUUGUACUAAGCUCACCAUGCCAGAACUGCACAGGCGGGGGACCUGUCUAAAGUGCCCCCCUUCUCCGAGCCGCUCCUGGCCCCCUCAGAGACGCAGACGCACGCACGGUAUUGGCUGUGGGGUGAAUAGAACAGAGAGCGGGGGAGAUAGAACAUCACACACGGAGAUCCCACCGAGGAGCCACCGCUACGUGCACCACCCUCCGCUGACCAACGCACCCGUCGUUACGCGCACCAUUACUACCCCCGUGCGCGUGAAUGUGGAGCGAGCAACAGCCCAAGCGGACGCGGGGAUUCGGAAUUGUGUACGGGACACUUGA